Molecule: messenger RNA, 784 nt
Organism: Vitrella brassicaformis
Lineage: Eukaryota; Vitrellaceae
Source: the annotation of a GenBank genome assembly
CUAGUUGUGGCAGUGGCGGUGCGUCAAAGGCGUCUUCAUCGAUGGGCUGCUGGUCUGCGUCUUGCGCUUCUUGAGCGUCUGGCGCUUCGUAAGCGUCCUGCCCAUGUGUGUCGCCAUUUCCUUCCCCCUCUCGAAUCGGUAGGAAGUAUGGAUUGACACCCUUCUGUACAUUGAACAUAUGUUCAAAGAAGGUGGCUGUGUUUGUGACCUUUAUUUGUCUUUUAGACGGUAUCCAGAAGAGGUAUCCGUCCUUCAUCUGUGGAUGAUAGCCAACGAAGAUCGCUGCGUCACACUUGGGACUGAACUUCGUGGCUCGCUCAUGCUUCCGCACAAACGGGUAGGCUAAACAUCCAAACACACGCAGUUUGCGCAGGUCAGGUUUGAAGUUCUUCCACAUCUCAUAUGGUGUUGUGUUCCCUUUGUUGGUUCUGCAGGGACAUCGAUUGCGCACAUAGGCGGCUGCUUGCACAGCCCACGGCCAGAAGCCCCGCGGCAGAUUCGCCGUCACGAGCAUCGAUGUUGCCGUGUUGUUCAGCGUUUGUAUCAUCCUCUCGGCCACGCCAUUCUGCUGAUGGACGUGCGGGACGCUGAACGACUUGGCGAUUCCGAACUGGGCGGCUGCAUGGAGCAGAUUGCCUUCAGCCAGCUCUAUGGCUCCGUCACAUCUCAGCUCCUCGAUGUGUCCGACCUCCGCGAUGUAUCGUCUCAGGCCUGUGCCUGCAUCGCGUCGACGCUUAAGAGGUAUCACAGACACACGACGUGAGUAAUCGUCCACGAAGACCAU